Musa acuminata AAA Group (dessert banana) is the source of this 1904-nucleotide messenger RNA. Its product is annotated as hexokinase-3. Gene Ontology annotation, biological process: intracellular glucose homeostasis; glycolytic process. The record is from RefSeq and is a predicted model, not a curated record. The coding region runs from base 161 to 1660 and encodes 499 amino acids. Gene Ontology annotation, cellular component: mitochondrion; cytosol. The transcript is spliced from 9 exons. NCBI's taxonomy places the organism in Eukaryota, Viridiplantae, Streptophyta, Magnoliopsida, Zingiberales, Musaceae. Gene Ontology annotation, molecular function: hexokinase activity; ATP binding; D-glucose binding.
UGUCGCUCGCGUUCUCUUUAGCGGUCGCUUUCUCUGUUCCAUUCCUCUUUCGCUCAUCGGCGCGCUAGCAAACGCUUCAUCUCCUCCCGCCGGCGGCCUCCGUGGUGUCCGUGCCGGUGGAUGGAGUGAGGAGCACGGUGGGGGAGCGGGAGGACGCGGGAUGGGGAGGGUGGGGUUGGGGGUGGCGGUGGGGUGCGCGGUGGUGACGUGCGCGAUCGCGGCGGCGCUGGUGAGACGGAGGGCGCGGAGCUGGUUGCGGUGGGGGCGGGAGGUGGCGGUGGUGGAGGGGUUCGAAGAGGGUUGCGCCACCCCGGUCGGGAGGCUGCGCCAAGUGGUGGACGCCAUGGCCGUCGAGAUGUACGCUGGGCUCGCCUCCGAUGGAGGGAGUAAGCUCAAGAUGCUGCUCACCUUCGUCGAGACGCUCCCCGAUGGGGAUGAAGAUGGAAUAUAUUAUGCUCUUGAUUUAGGAGCUACUACUUGCCAAGUCUUGAGAAUUCAACUUGGUGGUAGAGGGUCUAAGAUCAUAAACCACAAAGUUGAACAACAUCAGAUUCCCCAGGAAUUGGCAUCCAGUACAAGUGAGGAACUUUUUGAUUUUAUUUCUUUGACACUAAAAGAAUUUGUUGAACGAGAGGAAAAUGGUAUCGAUCAAGUAACAGAUGAGAGGAAGGAACUUGGUUUUACAUUUUCUUUUCCUAUCAGGCAAUUGUCUAUUUCUUCAGGUGUUCUUAUCAAAUGGACGAAAGGAUUUGCAAUUGAAGAUGUUGUUGGAAAAGAUGUUUCGCGGUGUUUAGAGGAAGCCAUGUCAAGAAAUGGAUUGAAUAUGCGGGUGGGAGCUUUGGUGAAUGAUACUGUAGGCACAUUAGCUCUUGGCCAUUAUUAUGAUAAAGACACUGUUGCUGCAGUGAUAAUUGGAACAGGCACCAAUGCAUGCUAUGUUGAGCGAUCUGAUGCACUUAUUAAGUCGCAAGGCCUUCUUACAAACUCUGGAGGCAUGGUUGUCAACAUGGAGUGGGGAAACUUCUGGUCAGCACAUCUUCCAAAGACCUCUUAUGAUAUUGCUCUGGAUGACGAAAGUCCAAACCGAAAUGAGCAAGGUUUUGAGAAAAUGAUUUCAGGGAUGUAUUUGGGUGAAAUUGUUAGAAGGGUACUUCAUAGGAUUGCGGAGGAGUCAGAUAUUUUUGGAGAAUCUGCAUAUCAUCUGUCAGUACCAUUUAUCUUGAGGACACCUUUGAUGGCUGCGAUGCACGAAGAUGAUUCUCCUAACUUAAGAGAAGUUGGAAGGAUACUUGAAGAACAAUUUCAGAUGCCUGGUAUCUCUCUGAAAGCAAGAAUGCUUGUUGUGAGAGUUUGCGACAUAGUUACCAGAAGGGCUGCUAGGUUAACUGCAGCCGGAAUAAUCGGUAUACUGAAAAAAAUAGGAAGAGAUGGGAUCAGUGGCGUGGCUAGUGGAAGAGCCAAAGGCAAACCAAAGAGAUCAGUUGUCGCAAUUGAGAGGGGCCUUUAUACGAAUUAUUCAAUAUUUAGGGAAUAUAUGAAUGAAGCCAUCACAGAUAUAUUAGGGGAGGAGAUUGCCCAAAAUGUGGUUCUCAGGGUGGCAGAAGAUGGAUCGGGAAUAGGCGCUGCUCUCCUUAUUGCAACAUAUUCAUCCAAACGAUGAAUCACCCAAUACAAAUAUAUUUUUUUUCUGUGCAAAUGUAAGAAAUUGUUUCAUAGUAAAAUUAGUAUAUAUAUUUGCAAAAAAGAAAAAAAUAUAUAUAUAAGGUGUUGUUGUGCAGAAACUCCCAGUAUCUUUAAAUCUGUUGUGGUGUGUAAAUAUCUUUGUUGCUUGCUGAACAACAGCUCUGCUGGUUUUCAUAGGAAGUCACAAUCCAUCCUACUGCUAAAAAAGAAGAAAAUAUGUG